ACCUCUGUCACAAUGGAAAAAAUGAAGAAGAGUGCUGCCCAGAUGGAGAAGCCCGUAAAAACUGAGUGGAGUCCCCGGUGUGUCAUUUUCACCUAUUUUCAAGGGGACAUCAGCAGUGUAGUGGAUGAACACUUCUCCAGAGCUCUGAGCAAUAUCAAGAAACCCCAGGAAUUGCUCCCCUUGAGCCAGAGUAAAGAUAUGGUCCUAAGUAAUGAUGAUUUGGACAUGUCUGCAAAUGAGUGGUGUUUCUCUUCUGAAUGGACAAAGCCACAGCCAGAAGUAUCUUUUGCAAAUGGUGCCACCAACUGCAGCAUGAAUGGGUUUGAGCCCAUGGCUAUGACUCAGUACCCUCAGCCCCUGACUGUGAGUCCCUCUGUUGAGCCAGGCCAGCUGUUGCAUUUCUCUUCCCCAGCCAGCACCAGCUCCCCAGAGCCUGAAUACCCUUGUGCCUUCUACUCGGGGCACCUAGUUUCUCAGGCUGAGCCUGAUGGGGAAUAUCAGUCACUCCUGAAUUUUCCCCAUCAAGAGAGAUGUGUAGCUCAUCCUCAGCAAUCUGCCAUGUGGGAGAAUUGCAACUCUGACCAGGCAACCAGAAGCAUGGGAUCUCCCUUCAACCAGCCUUUCAACUCAGCCCACUGUACGAAAUAUUUUCCCCCAGCUCGUGGACCUGCAAGUGUCAACCUUGCCAGUGAUAGCCUUGCACAUGAAAUCAAUGCAGAUCUAGAAUCUUCAGACUGCAAACCUGAAUCUAUUGUACUCCUGACAAAGUGA
Molecule: messenger RNA, 771 nt
Organism: Phyllostomus discolor (pale spear-nosed bat)
Lineage: Eukaryota; Metazoa; Chordata; Mammalia; Chiroptera; Phyllostomidae
Gene: VGLL1
Product: vestigial like family member 1
Exons: 4
Coding region: 13-771 (252 amino acids)
Biological process (GO): regulation of transcription by RNA polymerase II
Cellular component (GO): nucleus
Source: RefSeq, a predicted model, not a curated record